Juglans regia (Persian walnut) is the source of this 2444-nucleotide messenger RNA. Its product is annotated as mitogen-activated protein kinase 19-like. Gene Ontology annotation, molecular function: ATP binding; MAP kinase activity. The transcript has 10 exons. Gene Ontology annotation, biological process: intracellular signal transduction; protein phosphorylation. NCBI's taxonomy places the organism in Eukaryota, Viridiplantae, Streptophyta, Magnoliopsida, Fagales, Juglandaceae. Gene Ontology annotation, cellular component: cytoplasm; nucleus. The record is from RefSeq and is a predicted model, not a curated record. Bases 406 to 2217 code for a protein of 603 amino acids.
CAAAAGUUACUACAAGUUCUCUCUCUCUCUCUCUCUCAUUUUUUACUUUAAGCUCUCUGCAGCUCUCAAAAUCUCCGAUUUGUCCCAAAGCAAGGUUUCGAAUUCGAAGUUCUCGGUUGAGUUAGAGAUAAUUUGUUGUUGGUGGUGAGGAGGUCUUUUUCUUUAUGGUGAAUUUGGGGAGGAUAGGGUGUCGGAUCUGUGAUUUGAGUUGUAGGGAUCGAGAUUUGGAUGAGAAUUUGGUGUUGUAUGUGUGCCACGAAGGGUUUGGAACGAAAACUGACUAGGGGCUGUCGUCUCGUGAUCCGGAGUAGGUCUCGCUGGGGCAAAUGCGGUUAGAUUUUCUCUGAAUUCUUGGAGUUUCAGUUUGAUCUGAAAGAAAAAGGCAGGCAAGCAAGCAAGAAGAGUAUGCAGCACAAUCAGCCGAAAAAGGUCAUGAAAGAAAUGGAUUUUUUCACCGAUUAUGGUGAUGCAAAUAGGUAUAGAAUUCUUGAAGUUAUAGGCAAGGGAAGCUAUGGAGUUGUUUGUGCAGCAAUUGACACACAUACUGGGGAAAAAGUAGCUAUAAAAAAAAUACAUGAUGUUUUUGAGCAUAUCUCUGAUUCUAUAAGGAUCCUACGUGAAAUCAAGUUGCUCAGGCUUUUACGGCAUCCUGAUAUUGUUGAAAUUAAGCGUAUCAUGUUGCCACCAUCGAAGAGGGAGUUUAAAGACAUCUAUGUUGUUUUUGAGCUUAUGGAAUCUGAUCUUCACCAAGUGAUUAAAGCUAAUGAUGACUUGACGCAUGAACACCAUCAGUUUUUUCUUUAUCAGAUGCUACGUGCAUUAAAAUUUAUGCAUACAGCAAAUGUGUAUCAUCGAGACCUUAAGCCAAAGAAUAUAUUGGCAAACGCAAAUUGCAAACUCAAAGUUUGCGACUUUGGACUAGCUAGAGUUGCAUUCAGUGAUAUGCCAACCGCAAUAUUUUGGACGGACUAUGUGGCUACAAGGUGGUAUAGGGCUCCAGAAUUGUGUGGAUCAUUCUUUGCUAAGUAUACUCCUGCAAUUGAUAUAUGGAGUAUUGGCUGCAUCUUUGCCGAGGUACUGACAGGAAAACCAUUAUUUCCUGGCAAAAGUAUUAUUCAUCAAUUAGAUUUGAUCACUGAUCUUCUUGGGACACCUUCACCCGAGACCAUUUCCGCAGUUCGAAAUGAGAGAGCUCGAAAAUAUUUGAUAGAAAUGAGAAAAAAACCUCUUGUGCCCUUUCAACAGAAAUUUCCAAAUGCAGAUCCUCUUGCACUCAGUAUAUUGCAAAGGCUGUUAGCAUUUGAUCCAAAGGAUCGGCCAACUGCUGAAGAGGCACUGGCUGAUCCGUACUUUAAGGGACUGUCUAAAGUUGAGAGAGAACCUUCUGCUCAGCCAAUCUCAAAGUUGGAGUUUGAGUUUGAAAGGCGAAGGGUCAUGAAGGAGGACAUAAGAGAACUGAUAUAUCGAGAGAUACUAGAAUACCAUCCUCAACUGCUUAAAGACUAUGUGAAUGGAACUGAAGGCACAAAUUUCCUAUAUCCUAGUGGUAUAGGCCAGUUCAGAAAGCAAUUUGCAUAUCUUGAGGAAAAUGGUGGUAAAAGUUCACCGGUUGUUCCUUUAGAGAGGAAGCAUGUCUCUCUCCCCCGGUCUACUGUUCACUCAAAUACAAUUCCUCCUAGCACAAGGCAAAGUUUGAAUUUGUAUGAGAACCGGCAAAUUGCAGAGCAGACUUCAACAAAUUUUAGGGCAGCGGAUGCAAGUUCUGGAAAUGCUUCUAAGGUUUCACGGCCUCCACCAAGAGUUCCAACAGCAAAACCAGGGAGAGUUGUGGGACCAGUUCUACCUUAUGAGGAUAGCAGAAACAUCAAAGAUGAAUAUGGUUCGAGGGUCUUUGAUAGAAAUGCAGUUCUUACUCCUCAGGCGGGCACUCCACAAUGGUUCUUCAAGAGUCGCACCGUAAAUCCGGAGAAAUCUGGGUUAGAGGCAGACAGGGAUUUGUUACAAGCCAAACCGCAAACCCAAUGCCACGUAUCUGGCAACCCAACCUCAGGCAUGGUCAUGGAUGUAAACACCAAUCCACAUGCCAAGGCAGAUCAAUUAAUGGACCGAAUUACUAUUGAUGCAAAACUGCUGCAGGCACAGUCAAAGUUUGGAGCCGCUGGUGCUGCUGCUGUAGCUGUAGCUGCCCACAGGAACGCUGGAGCUUUUCAGUAUUGACUAUCUUAAGUGUGGUUUUGUGGAUAUGCAAGAGCUGUUCAGGUGACAAUCUACGCGUGGGUUUGGAGCUGAAGGUGGUGGCAGUUAGGAUCUCUUCCUUGAAAGAGGUUUUUCUAGGUUUAUCUACGUUUUUCUUUUUCUGUUUCUGAUUAUGUACAUGUUAAAUAUGUCCCAUCAUUGAAAUUGGUAAUAAAAAGUAAGCUGUUCUUUAACACUUUCAGAGGAUC